Molecule: messenger RNA, 1044 nt
Organism: Penicillium canariense
Lineage: Eukaryota; Fungi; Ascomycota; Eurotiomycetes; Eurotiales; Aspergillaceae
Exons: 1
Coding region: 1-1044 (347 amino acids)
Source: RefSeq, a predicted model, not a curated record
AUGCCCGCCGGCACACUCUACAUGGGCGCUCGCUCUUUUACACCAAACUCAUCUCGUCAUCCCCGGACUCUUCUCCUCACCUUGGACGCCUUUGAAACCCUGUUCUACCCACGUCCCCCAGUCCCCAACCAGUACGCUGCGAUCGGCCACGAGUUCGGACUCUCUCGGACUGUGGUGACACCAGACAAGCUCAAGGCUGCUUUCAGGGACGCGUACCGCAUACAAGCCAAGCUAUAUCCGAACUAUGGUCGCGCGGACGUUCUCAAGGGUCGGUAUGGAGGGCCAAAACAGUGGUGGGAGGAGGUGAUCCGGGGGAGCUUCGGACAAGUGUUGGCCUCGGGGGCAAGCCAAGAUUCUUCGCAGCAUAAAUCUCCGGAUUGUGGCAAUGUCAAUCUCCCCGCUGGCAUGAUUGACGCUCUGCUUGAUCGUUUUGCCGGCGAUGGGGGCUACACAUUGUACGAGGAUGUGGCACCAUUCUUCGCCCGUAUGCGCGAGCUAAGAGCGUCCUCAACGACUCCCUUUGACCGUAUCUUGCUCGGCGUGAUAUCCAAUUCAGAUGACCGAGUUCCUGAGGUGCUGAAGGCGCUGGGGCUGCGAGUUGGGGAUAUGCGAGCUGACCAGGACAUGUCGAGCAUGGAGCUGCCGGGGUUCGAGGAACGAGUCUCUGGGCACACGGCCCGGCCACAACAACCCAAUACGGCGAAUCAGAGGGCUCAAGCGGAUGCCGACCUGGACCUGGUGAUUACGAGCUACGAGGCUGGCGCGGAGAAACCGAAUCGGCUGAUCUUCGAUGUUGCAAAGCGACAGGCCCGAUUGUUAGCACGGCGUGAUGCGCACGCACACGGCUCAACCCCAGCUGGCCUGGAUGAAACCGAUGACUGGACAUGUGUCCAUGUCGGUGAUGACUAUCAGAAAGACUAUGUUGCCGCGAUUGACGCGGGCUGGGGAAGCUAUCUUCUUGAACGCGAUGGUGGUCACGGACGCCCUCCGGGAACUAUUCGCUCGUUGAUGGAAUUGCUUGGCCAGCUGAAGCUAGGCUUCUAA